AUGGUGCAAUUCCAGACCCUGGAGCGGCGGCUGUCGACAAUCACGAGAACCGGCGAAGCAUCAUACGAGCCAGACUACAUCAUGCACAGGUUCCUCAAUCCUCGCCGCGAGGAACCAUCAUUUCGGCGUGAGAUCUCGUGGAUCUUGAUCUGGAGGCGAUGGAGGCGAGCAGCGUUGGGCGGCCAUGCUGUGCCGUUUGGGAGUCCCAUGCCGACCGAGAGACUGGUUGCGAGAAGCCGUGCACGGGGAAGGGCAAGAAUGCGCGCCAUUUUACAGGACUUGGAGCCCAGGCUACCUUGA
This is a messenger RNA of Podospora pseudocomata, 300 nucleotides long. RefSeq lists its product as uncharacterized. The transcript has a single exon. The coding region runs from base 1 to 300 and encodes 99 amino acids. The record is from RefSeq and is a predicted model, not a curated record. NCBI's taxonomy places the organism in Eukaryota, Fungi, Ascomycota, Sordariomycetes, Sordariales, Podosporaceae.